This is a messenger RNA of Lytechinus variegatus (green sea urchin), 1685 nucleotides long. Its product is annotated as uronyl 2-sulfotransferase-like. The coding region runs from base 343 to 1296 and encodes 317 amino acids. The record is from RefSeq and is a predicted model, not a curated record. The transcript has 8 exons. Lineage: Eukaryota; Metazoa; Echinodermata; Echinoidea; Temnopleuroida; Toxopneustidae. Gene Ontology annotation, cellular component: membrane. Gene Ontology annotation, molecular function: sulfotransferase activity.
ACACACGCUUUUGUAAUCAACGAUCCAGCUCGCACGCACGGAACAAUGGAGCUGUUCGAACUUGACAUGGUCGGCUGAUCAAUCUCGUUUGGGGUGUUAGAACCAUGGAGCUAUUAAUAGCUCAAUGUUAGAACCUAUUCUACUAUGCCGUCGCGAACGGGUAGAGCAGCCACCUAAUCUAAUACAUAAACACGAUAGUAAAUUUACCCAAAGAAUAAACACUUCCAAAGGGUUUCUUUUGUUGUAAAAUACCUUUAUGGUGAAUUCUUUCAACGCUCCUCUUCAGAGUACUCUCUCACGUAAUAAGACAGUGAUUUACGACGUGAAAAUCAGUUGCCUGCCAUGCAAUCUGUAAUUGUCUCUAAUGACACCAUGGUUGAUGCAAUUGGACCGAGAUAUGAAUGCACAGAGGCCGAGAUUAAGGAGGACGACAUUGAGGAGGACGAAAUGACUGUCUAUGGGAAGCCGAUACAUGAAAAAAAUAAAACUGUGUUAUAUCUUAGCAUGCCGAAGUGUGGUAGUCGUACUUUCGUUUGGAUGAUAAGUUACCUCCGGGCCGUUCACCAUUUCGGAAAACAAGUCAACAUCGACUACUUGCUUGAGAGGCAUCAAGUUUCAAAAGUUAGGACACAUCUUUCAUCCAAGCUACUUGAAGCAGAAGAUGGUGCUAUCCUACAUGGUCAUUACCGCUAUAUCAACAUGAAGAGUUCAUCGAAGAAACCUAUUCUGAUGAGCAUGAUCCGGGACCCCAUUGAUCGAUUUGAAUCUCAUUUUUACUUCAUAAGACAUGGUGAUUUGGACAUGAGCAAAGAAAAACUCAGGAAAAAUAUCAAAACAGAGUCCAACAUGGCACUUCCAAAUGAGACGCUUGAUGAGUGCGUUGCGAAGGGGAGACUAGAAUGUACACUCAGCUUAUUUCGCAAUAUGUAUAUUACAUCAUUUUGUGGAUACGCCCGCGGUUGUAGUAAAUCCCCUUCCUUUGCUUUCGAGGAAGCAAAACGUAACGUCGACAAGUUUCUCGUGAUUGGUGUGAUGGAGGAAUAUGACCUCUCCAUGGCUGUCUUCGAAAAACUACUUCCGGGAACAUUUGGAGGAGCAGCGAAAAUAUAUGAGGAGAACAAAAAUCAACCGAUGACGAAAUUCAAAACAAGCUAUAAGAAGCGGCCCUCUAAGGAAACGUAUUCAAUUUUAAAAGAGCGGAUGAAAUACGACUACAAAUUCUAUGAUUAUGUGAAGGAACGACUGCAUAGAGUUGCGAGGAGACUAGGCAUUGGGAAAUGUAAUAACAUAUGGUAGUUCAGACCGUUCAGACGUCGCAGCGGAGAGGAGUCUGAUUUGAAACUUGUGUUUGUUUUUAUUAUACCCUAUUCUAUUUUAAAUCUUCCAUGGACUUCCGCGCCACUUUUCUUUUUUUAACUACUUCCAUUGACUUCUAGGAUACACAUAAUAUUUAAAACGAUGACCCUGAAGAAAAAUGAUUCAUCUAUGGGGUGCCGUUUGAAGAAAUAUUAUUUAAGUAAAUUAUAUAUUAUAUCAUUGAUAUUAAAAACCAUUAUAUCAUUAUUUGUAGAUAAAUAAUGGUCUCAUCACAUUCAAUACAAUGCGUAUCAAAAAAUAGUUAACACUUUGAAAAAGUCCUGGGAAUAAAAAAAAAUUAAAUAUGUGGGUAAUCUUUACACAUAUAU